This is a messenger RNA of Microtus oregoni (creeping vole), 1888 nucleotides long. RefSeq names its product glyoxalase I (gene Glo1). Bases 115 to 669 code for a protein of 184 amino acids. Gene Ontology annotation, molecular function: lactoylglutathione lyase activity; metal ion binding. The record is from RefSeq and is a predicted model, not a curated record. Lineage: Eukaryota; Metazoa; Chordata; Mammalia; Rodentia; Cricetidae. The transcript has 6 exons.
CGCCCGCUCCUUGGCCGGUCACUCAGUCUUUUGCAAAGGCGGCCCACGGUCUUUGCGAAGCGUGUGGUCCUCUGGUUUGUUGGCAGAGCUGGUGGGUGAUCCUUCAGGGCGACCAUGGCAGAGCCACAGCCUGCGUCCAGCGGCCUCACGGAUGAGGUCGCCCUCGGCUGCUGCUCCGACCCGGACCCCAGCACCAAGGACUUCCUAAUGCAGCAAACCAUGCUAAGAAUUAAGGAUCCUAAGAAGUCCCUGGAUUUCUACACUAGGGUUCUUGGACUGACGCUACUCCAAAAGCUUGAUUUUCCUUCGAUGAAAUUCUCCCUCUAUUUCUUGGCUUACGAGGAUAAGAAUGACAUCCCUCAAGACAAGAGUGAGAGAACAGCUUGGACGUUUUCCAGAAAAGCUACGCUUGAGUUGACACACAACUGGGGCACCGAAGUUGAUGAGACCCAGAGUUACCACAACGGCAACUCAGACCCUCGGGGAUUUGGUCACAUUGGGAUUGCCGUUCCUGAUGUCUACAGUGCCUGCAAAAGGUUUGAAGAGCUGGGGGUCAAGUUUGUGAAGAAACCCGAUGAUGGUAAAAUGAAAGGUCUGGCAUUCAUUCAAGAUCCUGACGGCUACUGGAUUGAAAUUCUGAAUCCUAACAAAAUAGCAGAGAUUAUUUAGUUCUUUGUUGGAGUCGGUGGGGACAAGCAGCAGCGCGAGAGAAGCAGCUGAGGCCCCAGAAGCAUCGAGAACUGACGGAUCUGUGCCCCAGCUCCAGCCGCUCUGAAAUCCCUCUCAUUCUCCUGUUUCAGUGGCUUUUUCUUUUUAAAUCCCACCCCCUCUAUUUAGUCAACCUAAUUUUCAAGUACCAGUUUAUCUUAUGACUUUGACAAAGUUAUGUGACUUUACUUUUUAGAUAAUAAUUAGAACGAUUCCCUCCGGAGACCACGUCUGUUCCCGCCUGUCUCUUCAAUACUACUCAAGUCUGGUUUUGAUCUAUCAUUUAAAAUUUUGUUUUAAAUGUUUCUUUUUCUGUUGGGGGACUGUUACCUUCUGGGGUUUCAAUUCCUGAGAAAUGAUUCUUCAUAAUGGAAAGUAAAGAGUUCUGAACAGAAAUGAAGCUUCAUGUGUGCUUCAAACAGCAUAGUGUUUAUUUUACAAACGAGAAGGCACUCGAGAGCAGUUCUGAAUCAUGCUGACAAGGACACUGGCAGAAAUUUUAUAUAUAUAUAUAUAUAUAUAUAUAUAUAUAUAUACACACUCAAGGUUCAAGGACUAACUUUACUUUUGUAGGAAUGUGGAGAAGGAAGGGCUUAAUUUACUGGGUACUUAGACAGUGGCUAGGCAGCAGCAUGCUUCAUGUGAGUGGAGACUGCAGUUACCGUCAUCAUUUUGGUACCUGGAUUACGCCUCACUGUAGCUCCUGCGCUAGUCUUCUGCUGUGAGACCUGCGGUGAGCUUGGCUUUGUGCCUUUGCUCUCGAGCUUGACUGCAGUGGAAGAAGCAUAGAAGUCUCAGCACAAGGCUGGCCUAGGUGACAUUCUGUGUGAGUGAGGCUCACACGAGUCUUCCCCACCCCAGGGUCUUCAUGAAUUCACUUAGGAUAAAUUAUUUCCAGUGAUAGCUCAGAUAUCAGGAAUUCGCUCAGUGAUCUACCCUGCUGACUGAUGAAGGCUUUCUAAGAGGCAGUUUUGAAAACUUAUGGCCUGGAGGAUAAAACCCAAUUUGAGGUCAAACUGCAUUGAAGUUUUCUGCGGUGUAGUGGCAGAUGUCUGGACGGGUGAUGUCGUCAAGUGUGACACUGCUAGAAGCGCUUUGUUUCUUUUGGGGAUGGAAUGGAUUAAUGUGAGCAGUUUAAACAAACCACAGACAGAAAUAAAACGCUGUUUAAUACGUAAAA